ACCCCUAUUCUAGCCGGACUCACGGACCAUUUCACGGACGAUAACUUGACCUGGAGGGCUGAAUGCAUAGGUGUCGCGGCCCUUGCAAUGCGGAAAGAUGACCGCCUUUGAAAUCGAUGCGAAGUCAAGCUCGCAGAGUCCAAAUCUGAAGCGACAUACUCUGGGCAACUUGGCUAGGGAUAAGAAGCUUAUGCUGGAGCAGCACAAGAUCGAUAGCACAUAUCUGAACGUCAGAGUCUUCGUAACCCUAACCCGUCACAAACACACCCACGCAAUCAGAAAUGUCGACGUCUGCCAAGUUUCCUGCCGAUUUCCAUUGGGGAUACGCGACCGCUUCAGCGCAAGUUGAGGGUUCAAUCUCUGCGGAUGGCAAGAGCCCCAGCAUCUGGGAUACAUUCUCCUCCGACCCCGCUCACAGCGAAGACGGCGGGAACACCUCGACAGCGACCGAGACCUACACGAAAUGGCAGGAAGACAUCGCCUUGAUGAAAUCCUACGGCGUCAACUCAUACAGGUUGUCCUUGAGUUGGACCCGGAUCCUACCCGAUGGUGUCGCUGGGUCAAAGGUGAACAAGGCCGGGGUGGAGUGGUACCGUAAAGUGCUCAAAGGCUUGCUCGAAGCUGGGAUCACCCCUUUCGUCACCUUGUUCCACUGGGAUCUCCCUCAAGUCUUGCAAGACAAGUACCUCGGCUUCUUGUCCUCUGAGAUCGUCCCAGACUUUGAGAACUACGCUAGGGUCUGUUAUCGAGAGCUCGGAGACCUCGUCCAGUAUUGGUUCACGAUCAACGAGCCCAACGUCUACUCUCUACUCGGCCACGCUAUCGGCAAACACGCCCCUGGGCGUUCUUCUGACCGAAACAUCUCCCCGCAAGGGGACUCUCAAACCGAGCCUCUGAUUGUCGGCCACAACCUCUUGCUAGCUCACGCUUCUGCCGUCAAGGUGUAUCACGAUGAUUUCGCAUCGAGUCAGGGGGGCAAGAUCGGGCUGGUUGUGAAUAUGCUUUGGGGAGAACCUCUGACCGACUCGGCUGAAGACAAAGCCGCCACCGAAAAGUUCUUGGCAGUGUACAAUGGGUGGUUCGCCGAACCGCUAGUCACUGGCGACUAUCCGGCCUUGUUCAAAGAAGUACACGGCUCUCGCUUGCCUGCUUUUACGGACAAUCAGAAGGCGUUGGUCAAGGGGUCUAGCGAUUUCCUAGCCAUCAACCACUACACCACCAACAUGGUCCGAGCGGCCGAUUCAUCUGCCGCUCCGACAACGGGACCGCUCAGCGCCUUCCUGCCCGGGAUCGAGAUCGGUUUCGAGGACAAGGACGGGAAACCGAUCGGACCUGCCGCAGGACUUUCGUGGGUCAGACCCGUUCCUUGGGGGUUCGGCAAGCUGUUGGACUGGGCUCACAAGAGUUACGGCUUGGACAUAUACAUCUCCGAGAACGGGGUCGUCUGUCCCAACGAAAACAGGCUCUCUCGGGACGAAGCCUUGCAAGACGAUUUCCGUGUCAACUACCUGAGCACCUACGCCGAUCAGAUCGCACUCAAAAUCGAACAAGGCGUGCCUGUCAAGUCUUACCUCAUGUGGGCGUUUACCGACAACUUUGAAUGGCAAGAAGGUUACACAGCCCGGUUCGGCGUCACCUGGAUCGACUAUCAAGACGACUGCAGACGUUACCCGAAGAAAUCCGCUGGGUAUAUGCGCAAUUACUUUGCCGCCCGGCUGGCUCGUUGAAACCUUCAUGUGGUCGAUCUGAGUCCAUCGUCUACCAGUACAGUAUAGCAGAUGUAUCUUGCUUGUAUAGGCACGCCGUGUGUAUUACAUCAAAGUCAUUCGAAAA
Molecule: messenger RNA, 1833 nt
Organism: Filobasidium floriforme
Lineage: Eukaryota; Fungi; Basidiomycota; Tremellomycetes; Filobasidiales; Filobasidiaceae
Product: glycoside hydrolase superfamily
Exons: 12
Coding region: 282-1727 (481 amino acids)
Biological process (GO): carbohydrate metabolic process
Molecular function (GO): beta-glucosidase activity
Source: RefSeq, a predicted model, not a curated record